UAAAAAAGUUGCAGAAACGGAAACCAGAAGCCUAUUUAAACCCCUGUCCAUUACCUCUUUCUUCCUACGCCCCUUCCUCUUCGCCUCUUCGUGUUCCGAUCGUACGACUGAGAUGAGACUACCGUUACAGGCUUCCAAAGCAUUCUAAUCAAGCAUUGUAUCCUGAUCAAAGGAAAAAAAGCAGAACGAUCAAUUCGAAAGCAUCGAUGAUGCAUCGGAAAGAACAGGACGGAGAAGAAGAAAUUCAGACACUCAUCGGCCAAUCAAGCGCCGAAACCGUCGAGUCGAAAGAGCUUCUCUGCAAAUCUCCAGAUAACUCCGGUUUUCUUUUCCGUUUUCCGCAGAGUUCAAUAUGGUCCCCGCUGGUCCCUAUUCCUUACGCCGCGUACGCCUUGGACUCUGACUGUCAUACUGCCAGAAAGUUUUCUUGCGAAGGCCUCUGUAAGAAGGGUAUUUUUAGUUUGAAGAACAAGAUCGGUGAUCUUGGGGUGAAUCUGAAAGGUCUUAAGUUGAUGAAGAAGAAAAAGAAGAUGACGCCGAUGAAGACGAGGAAAGGUUCCGGAUUGUCUCCGGCUCCGUCGAAGGCUGCAUCGUGUGCGCCUGUUGAAUGGAAGAAAAUGUUGAAAGUUGUUUCUAAAGGGUUCAAGAAGACGAAGAAAGACCGCACGGCUCAUGUGAAGCUUUCGGUUUAUUUGAAUGGCCUUUGAGGAAGUUUCAUAUAUUUCUUUAGGAAUUUCAGCCAGUGAAGAAGAAUUCACUGUGAUUUUUUCUAGGGUGUAUUUUUGAAUUUUGGAAAUAAAAGU
Molecule: messenger RNA, 803 nt
Organism: Carica papaya (papaya)
Lineage: Eukaryota; Viridiplantae; Streptophyta; Magnoliopsida; Brassicales; Caricaceae
Source: RefSeq, a predicted model, not a curated record